Messenger RNA from Dracunculus medinensis (Guinea worm), 522 nucleotides. The record is from the annotation of a GenBank genome assembly. Lineage: Eukaryota; Metazoa; Nematoda; Chromadorea; Rhabditida; Dracunculidae.
AUGAAAUCGCCUGAACAGAAAUCAAAUUUAAUGGAAUCGUCUCUAAAGCGUCUAAUGGACGUACGUCUUAAACUUUUUCGUAAUAUUGCUAAAGAAGUUGUUGGAAUUGAUCAAAAUUUAUAUAAUAAGCCAAUCUCGUUUGCACUUCAAGAAUAUAUUGAAGCAUGGUCAUUUUAUAAAUUCAUUUCGUCUGGUAAAUUAUUAAGCAUAGAUGAAAUAACUGAAAGUUUGAAAUUCGAAGAAAGAGUUUGCGAUGAUGAAACGGGAAAUCAUUUCCAGCUUUUUAUCGAAGUAUCUUCAAUGGAUUAUUUGCUUGGUUUAAGCGACAUUGGUGGUGAAUUAAUGCGAUUUGCUAUUAAUCAGGCAUCGGCUGGAGAACAUAAUGUGGCUAUUGAUGUACAAAAAUUUAUGUGUUUUUUGUAUGGUUAUUUUAUUUUUCUCGGUAAUGCUAUUAACAAUCGUGAUUGGCAAAAGAAGUUGGAAGUAUUUCAUCAGUCAUUGACAAAGAUAAAUAUUCUUUAA